Molecule: messenger RNA, 2908 nt
Organism: Lates calcarifer (barramundi perch)
Lineage: Eukaryota; Metazoa; Chordata; Actinopteri; Centropomidae
Exons: 5
Coding region: 132-866 (244 amino acids)
Source: RefSeq, a predicted model, not a curated record
UGUCAGGCACACAAACUUUUUGACUUGAAAAAUAAAACUGAAGGAUUUAACACAACAAGGCAGCUCACAAAAAUCAAGUUAAGAUCAGAAGGCCAUCUCGCCAGGCCUACAAGCAACAUAUUUCUUCUACCAUGGUUGACAACAUCGUCACAAAGCCUCUUGGGUUAGUUUUAAUCGUCACAGCUCACAUGGUUUUCAACGGCCCCAGCCAAGGACAGGUCACUGGGAUCCUAGGACAGAACGUCACCCUUGAAUUUAGAUUUAAUGAUACUGUCAUUCAUCACAACAGUAAUGUUGCAAUUUAUAUAAAUGGUAUGAAAAAGAUUGCUGAAUGUUUAAAGACCAGUGUUUGCUCAGGAAGAGGUAGCAUAUCCCGUCAAAAUACCUAUGUAGUAUACAAUAUUAGUAAACUCACUGUAAGUGACAGUGACAUUUACUGGGCCAGUUUGUUUAGAGACUCAGGACUCAAAGAAAGUGAUAAGGUGCACCUGAUCGUCCGAGAGGAGAACAGAACCACCACAGUUCCUCCAGCGCCGACUAACGCGACAAUAAUUGAAUCCACUGGAAGUUCCUUUUCCUUUCGUAUCGUCACUGUCCUUGUGGUUUCACCUGUGGUGCUGCUGGCUGCAGUACUUCCCUUGAUCUGGUGUCUCGUGAGAACCAAAGACAAAAAACAACAGCCGUCACCACAAAACUGUAAUCCCACUGUACAGGAAACAGUUGAAGAGUCCAACAGAGUGCCUCCACCCUCACUGGUUUACAGCGUUUUGGACUUCCCCAAAAGGCCUCCUGCAGUUUUGGAGAUGAAUCCAAGUGACACAGAGUACGCCGCCGUGAGCUAUCUUGCAGAAAAGAGAUGGAUGUGACGCACAGCUAAAUGUAAACCUGCUGGUCUUUUCUUGGUUUGCGGAAAGGUUUGCCAGAUGACUUAUAUCCUGUAUAUAUAAACUAAAAAUAUAUUUUUCAUAAAAGUGAUAAAAGCUGUUUUUGUAAUGGAGCUGCAAACCCUCCCAGCCUGAAGGCUUCUUGCAAUAAAUGACAAACAAUGGAGUUUUUAAGUGGGAAGAAAACUUGACUUGAUGUCAGAGUCACCGUUCUACAUGGGUCAUGAGUACUCUAUGUAGGUCUCACUUCAUUUUUGGUGGUCGCAAGAUUGCAGUAGCUGUGGCAAACCACAAGCCAUCACAAACAGUGUCACAGAAACAAAAACCCACUUUCUGAUUUGGUUUGCUGUUGUUUGUGCUUUCAGGGGGCACCAGGCCACCAGUCCCUUAAAGGGUUAGUCUGAUGAGAUUUUAAAUUUUUGUUAUCAUUGACAAAUAUCAUAAAAACUGAUCCUGAAGUGUUUCCCCUGGAACAAAAGUCUUCUCUUCUGCUCCACAGCUCCAUUGUUGUCCACAAACUAUUAAAAACACAUUAGUGAGUCGCACUGUUGCACUGGCUGACAUAUUCCCUCAUUACCAUGAACAUGGGCACUGUAGUUAAUUUUAGAUGAUUCCACCACACACUGUGCUGCCACUUAAAAUUCUCACUAGAGUGUCAAAUGUGUAUGAAGACACAUUUGCAGAUAAUAAUGAUAGAAUAGUCCCCCAAAAUGCACUAUUUACUAUUUACAAAUUAACAUUUGCUAAAAACUACAGUACCCAGAUUGGAGCUUAGUGCCACAGACAAGUUAGGGAGGUCAGACUUCAAGGACUGCACUGAUGGUUUGGUGCUUUUUAAGGUAUUUGCUGGUGAUAACAAAACCACUGAAUAUUACCAGCCUUACCUUUUAAGCCACAGUAAAGUACCUGUAGAUGAUAUUGGCACCAAAUUUACAACUGCACUUCUGAGGUUGUGGAGGGAGUGUGGAGUGGAGAUGACUAACAAGCGUUCAGGGUUUCAGUUUUUAAUGUGUCACUGACAUUUGUUUCCCAAAUUGAAAUCAGAAGUCAGUUUUCGCUUCACUUUUCCUCUCCAGAUGAAAGUUGAACCCCAGUGCUGAACUUUAGAGCAGACUCGAUUAUUAAUAGUUUUUUUUUUUUUUUUUUUUUUUGUAAGGAAGUGUGACAAGUUUACCUGCUCCCUUUUGGUUUCAGAUUUAGUCAUUUGCCUCUUUUCUGUCGAUUGCAUUCAUCACAGUUUUGACUCAUCUCCUUCCUUUUUAUGUUUUUUUAAUCACUUUUAAAAUAAACAAAACUAAGAAGCAUCAGUGAAGUGAAACAGGGACAUGGUGAGACCUAAUUUGUCGAUAAAGAUCUGUUACCAUCUCAACAGCACCAUAUAUUCACAGAAGUGAUUUUUCCAUCUACUGGCAGUUUGACACAUCUCACUACCGUUUUCCACUGCAUGGCAUCUGAUGCUCCCUUGGUGCUUAUUGAUGUUUUAAUAGAUUUGUAAGAUAAGUUAUCAAUAUGUGUUUAAAAAGUGUUAUCAACAUACAAUAUCUGUUGGUGACAGACACACAGGUUGAUUAUUCAUCUCACAUGCUGCUUGUUACUCAGGAAGGAAGAUAAUCAACUAAGCAAGUUAAUUAUGACAGUGGUCACAGUGGCAUGCAACCAGACAAAGACUGAAGCUUCUUCUCUGCUCUGAAAACCCUGGUGGUAAAAUGGCACAGUUUCUUGUCCUGUCAGGUGCUAUCUUUUCACAUAUUAGCAAACUGUUUCCUCCUGAAAUGCACACAUUAUUUUCAAAUCAUAAACUUUUAUUGUUUUUUGUUCCUGUGAGUCUCAUGUACUGUAAGUAACAGAGAAAACUUUUUGCUCUGUUGACAGUGGUGCGUGUUCGAGGCAUUAUGUAAAAUGAGAUAAAAUGCGCUGUGCUGGUUUCAGUGUGUUUUAGUUGUAAAAAAAAAAAAAAAAGUUAAGUAAAGCUGCAUGCUCAGCUUGUUAAGCUUGUAUCCUGAAUAAAAUAGCUGCUGAUUCCA